Molecule: messenger RNA, 2978 nt
Organism: Hippoglossus stenolepis (Pacific halibut)
Lineage: Eukaryota; Metazoa; Chordata; Actinopteri; Pleuronectiformes; Pleuronectidae
Product: paired box protein Pax-2a
Exons: 9
Biological process (GO): regulation of transcription by RNA polymerase II; anatomical structure development
Molecular function (GO): DNA-binding transcription factor activity, RNA polymerase II-specific; RNA polymerase II cis-regulatory region sequence-specific DNA binding
Source: RefSeq, a predicted model, not a curated record
UGUGCUGCUGUUGUGUCCCACGUAGGGCACGGAGGUGUGAAUCAGCUCGGCGGGGUGUUUGUGAACGGCAGACCCCUCCCGGACGUGGUGCGACAGCGGAUAGUGGAGCUGGCCCACCAAGGGGUUCGGCCCUGCGACAUCUCCCGGCAGCUGCGGGUCAGCCACGGCUGCGUCAGCAAGAUCCUGGGCAGAUACUAUGAGACUGGCAGCAUCAAACCAGGGGUGAUCGGUGGCUCCAAACCUAAAGUGGCCACGCCAAAGGUGGUGGACAAAAUCGCAGACUACAAGAGACAGAAUCCCACCAUGUUCGCCUGGGAGAUCCGAGACAGGCUGCUGGCAGAGGGCGUCUGCGACAACGACACCGUUCCCAGCGUCUCGUCAAUUAACAGGAUCAUCCGAACAAAAGUCCAGCAGCCUUUCCAUCCAUCUCCCGACGGGUCGUCCUUGUCAGGGCCAGGCCACACUAUAGUACCAAGCACAGCCUCUCCGCCUGUAACCAGCGCCUCCAAUGACCCUGCAGGAUCCUACUCCAUCAAUGGCAUUCUGGGUAUCCCACGAUCCAACGGUGAAAAGAGGAAAAGAGAUGAAGAUGGUUCAGAUGGUUCUGGCCCACACAGUGAUUCUCAGGGUAGUGUGGAGAGUUUACGGAAACACCUGAGGGCAGAUGCCUUCACCCAGCAGCAGCUGGAAGCGUUGGACCGGGUCUUUGAGCGCCCUCCGUACCCUGACGUCUUCCCCACGCCGGAGCAUAUCAAGCCGGAACAGGCUAAUGAGUACUCGCUCCCUGCCCUGAAUUCCAGCCUGGACGAAGUCAAGCCCAGUUUAUCCUCUAGCGCCAACCCAGACCUGGGCCCCAGUGUGUCGCAAAGCUACCCUGUAGGUCGGGAUAUGGCCAACACAACCCUCCCUGGGUAUCCCCCUCACGUCCCCCCCACAGGCCAGGGCAGCUACCCGACCUCCACGCUCGCCGGGAUGGUUCCUGGGAGCGAGUUUUCGGGGAACCCCUACAGUCAUCCACAGUACACAACCUACAAUGAGGCCUGGCGAUUCAGCAACCCAGCAUUACUAAGUUCCCCUUAUUAUUAUAGUGCCGCAUCGAGAGGCUCCGCCCCUCCCACUGCUGCCACUGCCUAUGACCGUCACUAGUUACCAUGGAAACCAAAUCAACCUGCAGGACCAUGGCCUCAGCCUCCAUAUUGCCCCCGUGUGAGCGGCAUGGUCCACUGGACACUGAGCAACUGCGCAUAAAAUGUUCCUGGCUCACACAAAGAGACACUUAACGUUUUUUUUUUUGGGGGGGGGGGAUUCCGGACGACUCCUCUCCUCUCUUCUUGCAGCUUUUUUGGACAUUCAAAGCCAAAAAAAACCUACAAGACGUCAUCAGAGACACUUAAAGACACUACACAGACGAGGAACAUUGUGGCUACUUGCAGUGGUGUAAAAAAAUGACACAAAAAAAAAAAGAGAAAAAGACUGUAAACAAAAAUAUCCUGAAUUUAUUUCCCCCCCCCCUGUAGAACUGUCACAGUUUCAUCCCAUCAUGGAUCAAUACUGUACAUUCCUUUUCUUGGCGGCUCUCAGCAGGGAGGCCGUCCAGAGCAUAAAAUGUAGCAGCAGCCUUUUUCCCCUUCGUUUCCCAUUCAUCUCCCACUCGAUUCAAAUGGCAGCGCAGUGAGAUCAGAGGAGAUUAGCAGCAGCACACGCAGACUGCGACAGGCCAACGUGGUUUUUCAUCCAUCUGAACAGUCACCAAGCGAAAAACAUCCCGCAUGACGAAAAUCGAUCACUUUUGAUGCCAUGAGAAGAUUAGGACAUAUUCUCUGUGAUACACAAUCAAGAUGUAAAAAAAAUGAAAAUGAACUAAAUAAAGAAACAUCCGUUUGAAAAUAGGGGAAGCCGUGACAAUAUAUCACCAUGGCCCGCUAUUUGCAAGAUUUCAAGAAACUAGUAAAUAUAUUCUUAAAAUAAGUUUUUUAUUUCAUUUUUUUAUAAUUCGUAAAAACUGCAGACUGCUCGGCUAGUGUUUGACUAUUUCUUAUUUGUCAGGAUACGAGAGGUCAUCAGGCAAAACCUUUCUGUGUUUUCUGUUAAUUUUUUGCACUAUUUUCGGAGGUUUGCAACACUGGAGCGUUAUUAUGCAGAAAAAUGAUGAUGCAUAUUUGCUUUAUUUCAUGACUGUAUGUCUAACGAGUCUCAUUCUGAAAAGGCACUUACAGUUUCACAGUUUUUUCUCCCCCCCCCCCUGUACUUCAAAACCCAUUAUGUCACUGCCUUGACGUGCACUAUACUAUGUUCUCACAUCUUACAUUUUCAUUUAAGUUGAUUAAGUCUUUGGCAUUCAACCACAGAGAAAAGGAUAUAACAGCCAUCCCGAGUCACACCAGUGUCAUCAUUUGUCUAGUUUGGUGCGAGAAGCAUCCGGAUUCACUCUGAUUGGAUGAUUCUCACGACGAUUUCAGCUAAAUGCCUUAAACAUGUCCCCCCCUGACUUCAGCUCCGUCACAUGUUUCAGGCCGAGUCAUUUUCGUUAACUCAAGCUGGAACGACGGUUUCUUCAUCUGUCAAGUGAAUGUAUUCGCAUUUGCCAAAGACUUAGUUCUUGUUAAUGUUUAUUUACAGGCCGCCAAUAUGCAUCAUGAGAGCAGUAUUAUUAUUAUUGUUAUUAUUAUUAUUAUUGUUGUUAGGAAAAACCCACUUUGUUCAUGAGGAAAGUCUAUGUAUAAAUUCUAUGCAGUGCAGAGAUGGUCAUCAUAUGCAUAUUCAGCUGUAAACCUAAAGGUAGGUGGAGUUUAUUUAAUUAUGUUAUUUACAAAUGGUUCCUUUUUGUAGAAGGUUUUUUGUGUGUGAUGUGAAGACACUUCUCUGUAAAUACAGUAAGAAAAAAUGUCUUUCAUGUUUCAUGGGUAUCAUCACUUUCAUUACACUGGUCUCACUUGUACAAUAAUAAAAGUGUCUGAAAUCUUUUACGCAAAAAAAAA